Molecule: messenger RNA, 2987 nt
Organism: Liolophura sinensis
Lineage: Eukaryota; Metazoa; Mollusca; Polyplacophora; Chitonida; Chitonidae
Product: steroid 17-alpha-hydroxylase/17,20 lyase-like
Exons: 6
Coding region: 219-1748 (509 amino acids)
Biological process (GO): progesterone metabolic process; hormone biosynthetic process
Molecular function (GO): steroid 17-alpha-monooxygenase activity; heme binding; iron ion binding
Source: RefSeq, a predicted model, not a curated record
UUCACAAACCAGCGUGGCGAGAACUUUACGCUCCACGGAGUUUACAUUUUACUGAAGUGUACGACUGAAGGCCAGUAUACGUUUUAUAUACAGUGGAGUAUAAAGGACCCUGAUUUAAAAAAAACUUCGAGGCGUAUUAUUAUUUUUUCUGGGGGGAACAGACUUUAUAGAAGAGUGAGGUCACGUGACGACGUCUCAUUGCACGAAGAUUUGAUCUCAUGGAUCAAGUAUUACCACAGUUUAGUUGGGUUGUGACACUGACACUUAUUGCGACCAUCUUCUUCCUGAGCACAACCUGGAAAAAAAUCCAUGGUUUCCUGCCCCCGGGACCUCGACAGUGGCCUUUGAUCGGCAAUCUCCCGCAAAUUUUCGGUAAGGAUCUACACGUGGCACUUACCGACCUAAGCAAGAAGUAUGGCGAUUUGGUUUGGAUGAAGCUUGGUUCUGAAAAUGUCUUGGUGGUCAACAGCAUGGACGCAACAUUGGACGCUUUUGUGAAACAGGGCACCACAUUUGCUGGUCGUCCGUCUAAGAGGAAGUCAGUGGAAGUUAUGCUAGGGGAAGGAAGAGACAUUGUAAUGAAUGAUGGAGGAGCCGAGUUGAAAUUCCACCGCAAAAUUGUCCACUCAUUCCUAGCAGCUCAGAGAAGGGAGGGUAAAUAUAGGCUUCACAAUAUCAUGUCACGUGAGGCAACGAGUUUAGUUGACUCUCUGGAAACGUUUGGUAUGGAUCAACAGCCCUUCAAUCCCAAAAUGCAAAUUUCCCGUGUGGUGGCCAAUGUACUUUGUCAAAGUGUUCUCAACAAGAGGUUUGAAACAGCGGACGAGAAAUUUUUGAAUCAGCUACGAAUUGUUCAAGACAUUGUUGACAACAUUGAGAGUUUUAAUAUUGUGGAUCUCAUCCCGUGGCUUGAGGUUCUACCCAUUCCAAGUUGGAUGCGUUUUAAGAGAAGUUUAGAGAAAAAAGAAAAGUGGGUCAACGACUUUAUCAAUGAAAGGAGGGAAAACCUUUCAGACUGGGAUGAGAACGACUUGUUAAACAUCAUGUUAAAGCUGCAGCAAGAAGCCAUAGAGGAAAAUGACGAAGAGAAAAUGCACAUGCUCAGUGAUAAGACUAUUGGUCACAUCGUGUACGAACUCUUCGGGGGUGGGAUUGAGUCCACGACACUCUCCAUCCUGUGGUUCCUCAUCUAUAUGAUCCACAAUCCGGAGUGUCAAGAAAGAGCUGCUACCGAGGUAUUAAAAGUGGCAGAAGAGCAAGGAGGGAUUUACGCCCCUGACAAGGCCUACUACCCAUAUUUGGAAGCUUCUAUUAAGGAAACGCUACGGUUAGCCUCUGUACUUCCGGUCGGCUUUCCACAUCGGGUCACAAAAGAUGCCAAAGUCGGGGGAUACGAUGUACCUAAAGACACGAUGGUUAUUAUGAACAUAUGGUCAAUUCACCAUGAUCCCAACACCUGGAUGGAUCCAUUCAAGUUCAAACCAGAACGUUUCAUGGAGCACGGAGAGAAGAUAUAUCGUCGGGGUUACAUACCUUUCGGAAUCGGUAGCAGAGUAUGUCUCGGCUCCACGGUAGCAAAGAUGGAGAUUUUCAUGUUUUGUGCCCAUAUAUUAUCACGGUACCGAAUCGAGGCUGCCGACCCGAGCAAACUUCCGGAACUGACUGGUCAAGCCGGCCUCACAAUGAGGCCAAAACCUUUUGAUAUAGUGCUCCGGCCGAGACAUAUAGUGAACAAUUCCAGCCAUUAGAAAUGACAUUAUACCCUGAUGACUUUGUUCAAAGACCUUUGAAAUCCAGACAACCAAUGGGCAACGUCCUGUUGGGAUCUGUAGUCCAAUUUGGCAGCUUGUGAGAGUGCAAUAUCUUCCUUGGAAUGCUUUUUUUAUCAUCUUUCAUGUACUCAUGAAUAUAUUUCAUAUCACCAUUAUCAUCAAGCUAUUUAUUUUUGACUGAAAUGAUUGAUAGAUUUGAGUUAUUCCAAUGAGGUUUUCGUCAGUCGAUUGUAACGGCCAGUCGUAAAAUGAGACAGAGAAACGGAAGGCAGAUCAUAAGAAAACCCACCAAACUUCAGUAUGUUGCUGGCGAACCUUCCGCUUAUCUAUUUAUUUUGUUACAUUGUUGUUGUUGUUAUUGUUUUAUAUUUAUCCAGAAAUUGAAGGCAUUUAAGUUCUGAACGGUGAACGUGGUCAGUACGUGUGGUCAGUAUUUGUAGACAGUAUGUGAGGUCAGUAUGUGUGGUCAGUAUGUGUGGAAAAAGGGCAAUGCAAUUAGUGCUAAAAUGAGUGAAACAUUCAAGAAACGUUUGUUUUUACAAAAGGCCAACAGAUGGCGUCUCUGACGUCAAGCAAAACGCUCUCUAGUGGGAGGAUAAAAAAUUAGAUUUUGUUGCUGGGCAACUGCUUAGAAAAGCUUUAAAACAGGGGAAAAGAGUUUAUUUUUUGUGGUAAAUAAGAUUAAAAGAUGUGAAUUAUCUUUGUACGUAAAAGUUUGGAAAGGAAUGUGAACGACCAAUGCAAUCUAUUUCAUUGUUGGGUAAAUUAUUAUGUAAAAUAUGCUAAUUAUGUAAUUAGCAUUUGCAUUUAUGAUAUUUGUUGAAAAUCACAACAGGCAGCUACUCUGACCUGAAUGACUUUUUUGUGUUUUGUUUGUUGAAAAAAAUUACCAGCAUUAUUAUUUAAUUUAUCACGAAAGGGUAAUUCAUUUGAUGUCUUUUACAUGUAUGAAGUAUCUUGUCAGCAUUAAAGUCUAAAUUAUUUGUUUUGAUUAAGAUAACAUUAAGAGUUUUUGACUUUGAGACGCUGAACAAAAAUGUUGUACUAGUCUCCUGGAAUGGCAUUAAUGUGUAUUUCAUACGAAUUCUCCAAAUUCCUGGCACCUUACGGCCUCGGUGUGAAACUGGAAAUUAAAAUAUUGAUCAACUUACGUUUGUAUGUCAAGCGAGAUGUUAUCUGCAUUUUUAUAAUAAAAUAUUUUGAUGAACUACACAA